AUGGAGCGUUCUGUUUCCGUAGUGUUGCCUGAUCUCCCCACUGGAAGCUAUGUAGUCUAUCUCAAGGUCACUAGCGAGCGAGACUCCAACGCUCAGUCCGUUGAGCAGGUCGUUAAGCGCGAGGCUGCUGACAGGACUGAGAACAAGAAGCUUGCUCAGGUUGGCUAUGCUUAG
Molecule: messenger RNA, 174 nt
Organism: Fusarium odoratissimum NRRL 54006
Lineage: Eukaryota; Fungi; Ascomycota; Sordariomycetes; Hypocreales; Nectriaceae
Exons: 1
Coding region: 1-174 (57 amino acids)
Source: RefSeq, a predicted model, not a curated record